CUCCCAAUCGUGCUUCGAGUGUUCGAGUCGACGUUUAAUUAUUGGAAAACACGAUACGCUUUAUCCGUUUAAAUUAGUUUAGUUACUUAGCUCUUUGGUUUAAAUUAAUCAAGUACAAAAUGCGCAAGAAUUAUUACCCGAUACGGGCUCUUCUUUCCCUCAUAGCCAACAAUCCGACCCUUUGAAUUUUUCCACUACUCUCCUCGCGGUCCUCGCUCCAUUUCCCCACCGUUCCCCGUCCGAAAACUCGUCGGCGAUAUAAACAGUAUAACCUCCGCGGGUACAUUCUGAGAUGAUCCGUAAAAAUCAGUAGAGAUGUCAACGCAGCAGCGACCGUCGACCGCGGUUUUCCAUCCUGCGACGUAAAAUUCUUCCCAGGUCACGUUAGGUACCGGCAAUAAUUCUCGGACAUAGCUAUGGAACUCGUGCGGAGUCUCGUCGGCCGCAACCUGAGACGAACGCUUCUGAAGGCGCCCGCGACACGCCUGCAACACGUGCGAUGCAUCAGAUUGGCGGAAGUCGGCAAACUGGAGACGCCAAAGUUACAAGGGAAAUAUGACACGGGUCAAUUAAUUUUACACAGAGUCUUCGGUUACCGUGGUGUGAUUUUAUUUCCAUGGCUGGCAAGAGUGUACGACAGAGAUAUAUCUACUAAGAAGGAUGAAAAAGAUAACAGCAAUUUUAACAGUGUUGGCGAGAAAGAAGUGAAAGGCAGGACGCACACGUUUUAUCAAGUUUUGAUUGAUCAACGUGAUUGUCCUUACAUACGUGCUCAAACCGAGGCAGUUACUUUCCUGGGCAAUCAUGAGAGCAGUCGCAGCCUGUACGCUAUUCCAGGAUUGGAUUAUGUCGCUCACGAGGACGUAUUGCCGUACAGCACGAACGAGAAAGCGGCGCUGCAGCACGAGCUGUUCGAUAAGUUUCUGACCUAUCAUCCAGAUAAGGAGCCGUGCUUCGUGGCACAGGAGACUCUUCGCACGUGGCAGAAAAAGAAUCAUCCGUGGCUCGAAUUGUCGGACGUACAUAAGGAAACGACCGAGAAUAUUCGCAUUACCGUUAUACCAUUUUACAUGGGCUGCAGAGAGAGUCAAACCACCUCUGUAUAUUGGUGGCGUUAUUGCAUCCGACUAGAAAACUUGGGUGAGCUGAGCGUGCAGUUGCGUGAAAGACAUUGGAGAAUAUUCAGCCUGUCGGGUACGUUGGAAACCGUCAGAGGAAGAGGCGUAGUGGGUCAGGAACCAGUGUUAUCGAAAGCUUUACCGGCUUUUCAAUACAGUAGUCAUGUGAGCUUGCAAGCUCCUAGCGGCCACAUGUGGGGAACGUUCAGGAUGGAAAGAGAAGAUGGAUAUGCGUUCGAUUGUAGAAUACCACCGUUCUCCUUGGAAUCGAAAGCGGAGCCAUCCACCCCUACCGUAGAAAUCUGAUUCUUCAAAAGAGGAACGGAUCGAUAAUUAUAAGCGAUGAUUAGUUAGAUAAAUAUAUAACAAUUAUUAGGUGACGAUAAUAUAUAGUUUCAAGUACAAUCAAUAUUGAUCUAAGCGUGAGUCUUGUGAUAACUUUUUGAAACUAAUUUCACAGACGGUUUCAAUAAAAUUAUACUGUACAUAUUUCGCCCCGAAAACCUGUUACAAUCUCCGCGUAAAAGAAAAGUAAAAGGAUAUCCUCUAAUUACCCAUUUUCUAACGUCUAAUUUUAAUAAAAUUGAUUAUGUAUGUAAAGAGAAAACUAACUCUAAAUAUAACGAAUAUGUAAAUACAGAGAAAAGAUACUCGGUA
Molecule: messenger RNA, 1775 nt
Organism: Temnothorax curvispinosus
Lineage: Eukaryota; Metazoa; Arthropoda; Insecta; Hymenoptera; Formicidae
Gene: POLDIP2
Product: polymerase delta-interacting protein 2
Exons: 6
Coding region: 417-1424 (335 amino acids)
Biological process (GO): error-free translesion synthesis
Cellular component (GO): mitochondrial nucleoid; nucleus
Molecular function (GO): DNA binding
Source: RefSeq, a predicted model, not a curated record